UGGUACUUUUUGGAUGUUUGUGAUUGCUAAGAAAUGCUAGAAAUUUGGCUGAGGUGAACCUGAAAUUGGCCUUUUAUACUAGGUUUCCAGUUGCGAGAGAUUAGUUGAUUAGUCAACUUUUACAAAUAUUUUUGCACAUCCCUAGUUGCAACACAAAUGCUACAUAAGCAGAGGGCAUGUCACUUGGAAAUAGAUUGCUGCUAUCUAAUCCUCUGAAGGCAACAGUUUGUUUCUCACGUAAUGCCCCAGAGAUAAAUGAUACACGGCUUCCUUGCUGCAAUCUGCAAUCUGUGCUGCGGAGUCCUCCUCCUGAAUACUGAUCUAAGAUCUGUGCUUCUGGGAGUUGAGGGAUGUGAUGUCAUUCCCGCUUUAUGCCUUAUGGAAUACCGCAGGUGGUUACUGAAAGAAACCAAACAAAGUCUAGCAGCAGCUACGGUACGUUCUGCGUGCUUGCGAGCUCGAUGCUGAUCUCAGAGCAGAGCAGCUCUAAUGAGGACCGUCUUUAUUUAAAGAGCACACUCACUGUACACCCACACCUCCGCCUUUGUGUUGUCUUGUUACUCGGUUUCCAUAGCGGUCCGUUCUGUGUUGUGAGCGUCUGAAGGGAGUGGACCCUGCAAGAUGACAUAGAGUUGCAGUAGUAUGAGAGUGACUACUUGACUAAAUGCACCUGAGAGCAUCUGUAUGGAUCAUGUUUGCUCAGCACUUAGUUCACGGCCUCGGGACAGGACGGGAAUUCAAGGGCUGUGCUGGAGGCCUGCACUGAGACUACGAGUCGCGUUGGGAUUGUAAUGACUUAAGUGGGUCGCAACACUCGAUGAAACACUGGAGGCAACUGAAUGAGGUUCUUCCUGCAGUCCUGGAGACACGCUCUCAGAGGGAAAUGAUUCCGCAUGAAUUGCAUGGACCGCUCUCCCACAGCAGGUGUGACUUCCGUUGCUUAAGACUGAAAUCUGUGUCCAUCCGACCUUAGGCACAGGACACAUCCUCUCAUACCACCACUCUCCUCUCUACCCCAUUCCCAUCCUCGCUCCGAGCCAGUCAGUGGGACGGCAACACUCUGUUAGCAAUACAAACAGAGACCAAGAGGGAGAGAAAAGAGCCAAAAAAGACGGGGAAGAAACAUCCAGAAAGAGUGGUACAAGAUUCUCAGACACCAUGAAGUCAAACCAGGAGCGGAGCAAUGAAUGCCUGCCCCCAAAGAAGCGUGAAAUCCCAGCAAGCACUCUGCCCUCAGAGGAGAGGCCCAUGGUGAUGGCGCCUGCCAAUGAGAGCCAGCGUUCAGGGAACCUGGCCUGGCUUGCCAGUUUGGCAAGCGGACAUGACAGAGGGCGGCAGCACACCAGCACCUCCUCAGAGUUUGAUGGGCCUCAGUAUAAACCAUUGUUAGCCACAGCUGAGAGCACACAUCCCAUGUCCACGCACUUAACCAGAUCUCCCACUGCAGUGACCACCAUAUCUGCAGUGUACACAUCACCCCUCUCUCAGCAUGCUGGCACCAUCCAGUACACACCCCUGGCUCCUAAUCUUCACUUCAUCAGCUCUCCGUACCCUGCACCAUACGCUAGCUACAUCUCACCUCUUGUUCCCCCUUUGGCUGCCACCACUACCACACAACGUGAGGCUUAUGCCAGCACCCCCAGUUCUCUAGCAUCCAAAAUUGACCAGCACCACCAAUUGGGCCGUCCUACAGGCCUGGUCACAACUGACAACACCUCUUUGCCCCACUCCACCCAAUACGUCCAAAUUGCUGGUUCUCCUCUAAGCGUAUCUCCUCGGACUGCUCCGUCACCCCAUGCUCACUUGCCUCUACACUUACACCCUCACCACACGCUCCCCAUCAGUGGCCACUCGCCAGUCUUAGUUCAGUACACAGAUGGACCUUUACCCAAGAGGGAGGAGACAAGGCACAGGGAGAUGCUGAACGGAGAGCUAGAGAAGGACAGACGCUUUGGUCCAUCUCCCGAAUCUAGUGCAGGGAAGCAGGGCAGCACUGCCAAAGGGGGUACCUCUACUCAACAGCACCAGAUCCACCAGCAGCAGAGCCCACGUCACUAUGAGACUCGGCAUGUGGUGCUCCCUGCCGAAUAUGUGCAAGACAGCGCUACCAUGCGGACCUCGUUGGUGUUGGUACCCAACAGUCAUAGCUCCAGUGGUACACCUGACAAGCUGCCUCCCCCAACAUCCCACUCUGAGAAAGGAGGGAUUUGCGCAGGCAAACCUGUGUCCCGUAGUUCCUCCUCCUCGGCCUCCCUUCCAUUUCCUCCUCCCCCUCCACCUGUGGACAGUUUGAAGGGGGCGUCUCCUCAUGCAGUCAUUCAGACCACACAUAACACCACAGAGUCACUCUCCCUGGGCCUCUCCUCCACCAAUUUCUAUUCUGCCCAGCAGCCCAUCAUUGGUUACAUUGCCGGCACAGGGCACCAGCAACCUCUCAGUUAUCACACCAGCCUUCCCCAGCACCUAGUCAUCCCUGGAACUCAACCAGUCAUCAUCCCAGUGAGUGGAACUGAAGCUACUGCUAUAUCGACUACACCACCCUUGCCUGCAGCACUACCCCAUACUUUCGUCACCUCAACGGCCCCAAAAGUAGAGACUUUUGAGACUACAGCCCCAUACCCUCACCCUGCCGCAGCUGUGGUUCAAGCCCAGUUGCAUCUGCCUGUGGUUGCGGCCCCUGCUGGCCUGCUGACGACUCCACCGCCACCCUCAGCCCCUUCACUGCCCCCUUACUUCACCAAGGGCUCCAUCAUCCAGUUGGCAGAUGGGGAACUGAAGAGGGUGGAGGACCUGAAGACAGAGGAUUUCAUUCAGAGUGCUGAGAUCAGCAAUGAGCUGAAGAUUGACUCCAGCACUGUAGAGCGUAUCGACAGCAGUCAUACACCUAACUUUGCUAUUAUACAGUUUGCUGUAGGAGAGCAUCGCUCACAGGUCAGCGUGGAGGUGUUAGUAGAGUAUCCUUUCUUCGUGUUCGGCCAGGGCUGGUCGUCAUGUUGUCCAGAACGGACAACCCAGCUGCUCGAGUUGCCAUGCACCAAGCUUUCAGUAGGUGACGUCUGCAUCUCUCUCACCCUGAAGAACCUGAGGAAUGGCUCCAUCAAAAAGAGCCAGGGGCAAGUUUUGGAUGCGCCUACCCUCGGUCCACCCCUUAAAUCACCCAAAGCACUCUCCAGUGGCAUGCGAGGGGGGGUUCGGCACAUGGAACAGGAAAAUGGACUCGGGCAGUGUGGAGAUCAGGGAGGAGGAGGCGGUCAAGGCAAAAGAGAGAAUGGAGAACUGAGGUUUGGCGAAAGAGACAUCUGCAAAGCACCACCGGUCACUGAAUCAGAGUCCGGCAGCAAACCCACAGGCCGCAAAAGGAGGUGGUCAGCCCCUGAGGGCCGCAAAGUAGAAAAUCCUGAAGGAGAGCCUCCUUUAACGUUCCCCAAGCCUUCUUUCAUCCCUCAGGAGGUUAAAAUCAGUAUUGAAGGCAGAUCAAAUAUUGGAAAGUGAAUGCGGAUUGGACUGUCAUAUUGUAAAAGCAAAAUUUGCCCUCAGAAUGUUUUAGGUUCUUUUUUAAUUUGAGUUCUGAUUUAAUUUUCUAUUCAGAUUAUUUUACCUAAAGGCUAAAUUUACUCAGUAUGUACAUUAUCACUUUAAACAUUGAUGCAUUCAAUAUUACACAGGCAAUUGGUGCAAUUCAUUUAAUUGGUCAAAAUCAGGGCAGAUGUAGUUUAAGGUGAGAAGGUCGUGAGAUACCUGAGCACUGCAUGAUAUCCUGAAGGCUUCAGUAUAUACAAUCAUUCACAGCUAACAAGGCUUAGACGUCUCUCUAGUCUCUUACCUCUUACAUCCUCUACUUUUUUUAGCACAGACAAAUCUGGUUUAUCUACACCUAGUGGCAAUUAAAACAUUCACCUGCUGAGUGAACCUGAAAAUGUUAGUAAGGGAAGAUGAACAACUGGUGUGUAUAACAUUGCUAAUGGUGGCAGAACGGAAAUCACUCCUCCACUGGUUGCAGGAGCUUACAUGAUGUCAGCCAUCUAGUUUAACUGUGACUGAAAAAGACUAUCCAAAUCAGUGCUAACAAUGUAGAGCAGUAUCGUCAGCACAGUUAGACUAGCUUAGAUUAUAUUAACAUUUACUGAAAUGCAAGAAGAGGUUUCCAAAUACUAUGGUACAGGCCAAGAGAGAUGAUGUCAUUGAGCUAUGCCAGUUGCUCCUCAGAAAGAUGAAACUAUCAUUUAAAGCAGGGAAGAUGGACGAGUCUAUUUUUAUAUAUCCAACUGUCUAACCUUUUAUUUGAUUAUUUUUGUAGUUUCGCAUGUUUUAAUUUUCCGUCUCACUUUUCAUACCAUACAUGACGGGUAGUUUUAUUUGUAAUUUUUUUUUUUUUGUGAUGAAUGUGUAAACCUUGAAAUCAGGGGUAAUUUUUUUUACAUAGAUGGGUUCUUGUCUAUGUGUGUGUGUGUAUAUAUAUAUAUAUAUAUAUAUAUAUAUAUAUAUGCAUGGAUGUAUCUUGAUGCAUACAAACACAAUGGGUGAGGACUUCGACCAGUCCCUUGUUUUUAGUGCAGUCUCACCUGUUUUUUGUUCAAACAAGAGAAAGUAGUUUUUUUUUUCCAAAAGAAAGAGAGCGAAAGUUGUCUGAGAAGGAUGAGAUGAGUGUUGUCCUGAAGCACUUACCUAACACACCCGUCAAACUCACUAGCUGAUAGUAGUUUUAAUCAAAUGAGUCAAAUUAUAAUUAUUUAAAUUAUUACUAUCAUUUUUUUUAUUGCUACUACUAUUUUCUUUGAUCUAUCAACAUGAACACAGUACUGUAUGCUGUAUCAUGAAUUGGAUGUUGUGUGGCACUCUGUGGUAUGGUGAUUGCUCACAAGGGUCACUGUGAAGGGAUGAAUGUAACAAGUGAUAAAAGAGAAAACAAUGAGAUCUAAGAGGAUUGCUUUAAAGGAAGCACUUUUUUCAUUGCGUAUGAUUGGCUUAUCCUUCUCAAGCAAUCCGACAGCUUGAGUAAAGAUGGGCACAAGAGGCCAUGGCCCAGAAACAACUGCCAUUUAAGUCAUAUAAAGCAAAAAGAGUCGUAUGAAAGUGGGAAUGCAGGUAGAAUUAAGUACAGAGACUGUUUGUAUAUUUAAGAGAGAUAUGAGAGAAAAAGUGAAAGUGAGAAACUCUGGCUAUAGAAAUCUUCUGAGGAUCGAAGGGUGUCAUGUUCCUGUUUGUUAGCAAUGUAUGUGGUCGUGCACGCAUGCGAGUCUGUGUGCUGUUGCGCACGGGCUUAAACACACACAGACUCGUACACGGUUACGGUAAUUUCAAUCAUGUUGAAUUAUGUCAUGUAUUUUUUGUACAUUAACAUGUAUAGAACUGCAUAUGUUAUAUCUAUCCUACUGUAUGAGAGCGCAAGACUACAUGAGAACGUUUUUAGUCCCAUCCCCCAAGACACUGACUCAUCGAACGUAUGUGAAAGCAGUCAUGUAGUAAUUUCAGUGAUCUGUAGUAUAUUUGUGAGUGUGCAUGAGUGUAUGUUUGUGUGCGUGCAAGUGUAUGUGUGUGUGUGUGUGUGUGUGUGUGUGUGUGUACAUACCACACAUAUUAUAAAUAGAUAUUUAAGUUCUACUUAAAAGAAUAUUGCAAUUUGCACAUUUGGAGAGAUAGUAACAUGAUUUAUUUUGUUUUCUGCCAGCACAGGACGGGGCCGAAAACCCAAUUUUUACUGAAAUGUAGCAGUUUGUUGACAAGUUUGCUUGGUUAGCAGGUCUGUUGGGUUCAUUUUCAUUAGGAAAAUCAGGAAGCCCCUUUUCAGGGGGUUUGAAUCACACACAAACACAUAAAAGUAGGAUUGUGUAUGGUGCUGUGUCAAGGUGUUCGCUUCAUAGGGGUGGAUGAAGUCAUAGCCUGUAGCCUGCAUACUUGUUGAGUCCUUUCAGUGGCCACCCUCAAGUUAGCUUGGGUAGGUGAAGAUCUGGCAGGAGGAUGGGUGGUAGUACAGAAUAAAAAAUGCAUGGAUGGAUGGAUGGAUUUAAUGAGUGGUGGAGGGUUGAUGGGGGAGUGCACCCCAUAUACAAUUUGAAAAUGCUUUAUUUUUUUAUAAUAAAACAGGGUUUCUCAGAUCAACACCACAACUGUGCAUUUUUUUCUUUUUUCCAUUUGACAUGACGUCUCUGUCCGCUCAAAUUGUGCAUGUUUGAGUUUUACUUGGAAUGUUUGUGUGGAUGUGUCUGCUUAAACCAAUCAAACUUGAUAUUUUUGUUGGUUUCGAUAUUUAUUUUGGGCCAAAAGGUAGAAAUAAGAUGUGAUAUUGUUUGUCCAUUGAACCACCCCAACAACACAACUGUCAAUGGCGAAUCAGUCUCGCAUUUGUUUUGUUUCUCUGAUCUUUCGCUGUUGUCCUUCUUUUCAUGUAAUGAUCAGUGUUUUCGAUGUCGCUCAUUGUUUCGAUCGUUUUACAGUCUGCCUCCUUCUGGUUGCACAGUGCGGUUCCACGUACACAUGAGAAGCAUUCCGAACAACGGCACGUAGCAAUAACCCUUAGUCUUUAGUGCUGAACCAAAAAAAAAUAUAAAAAAUACAGAACCGGACAUCAACGCCAGGCCUUCUGUUCGACCUCAGCAAGCUGUUUUUAUCCUCUUUAGGUUGAUUUGCGGUUUGCACAGCCAGCCCUCAGUAACUUCAGGGAGAAAUAUAUAUUCAUAUGCAGUGACAGAGUCUGUCCCCUUCUAGCCAUCUUAACCCAUAAUCGAUAGUGACCUCCAGUUGCUCUUCAGGUGCCCAUACAGAACCAGUACACCUCUCUCAGAGUAUGUUUACCCAACCGCAACCGUUAGCUACCUUCUUUUGCCUGGCAUGUACGUGCGACCGCUUUCUCACCCAACACACCCAGUAUAGUUCAAGAACGUUGUUUUCUUCUCUCCCUUUUUAUCUGUCUCUCUUUCUUAUUCAUAGCCAUAGAACCUUGACAGUAUUUGUGAUGGAGUUUCAUAUUGCCUAGCUUGUUGAAAUUACAGUAGUUUUUUAGGUUUUAAGGGAGGAAAGGUAGUUAUAACUGUUGACUCAUUAAUGUUUUGUUAACGCUCACCUAUGAUAUCUAUUAAAGUCAAUGUAAAUUGACAUUUCAACCCAUUUUACUUCCAUAAUGUGAUGUAUUUCAGAGUUGAAAAGGGAUAUUCAAUCAAGAAAAGUGGGCUUUUCAGACCAGAAUGCAGUCUGACUGCUAAAAUAAUACCUAAAUACCUAAUUGAUAAAUAUUCCACCCAUAGCCUGUCUAGCUGAAGUGAAGUCAAGACAAGAAAAUUAUUCUUUACGAUGUUUUACAAACAUUGGAGUACCAUGCACCGAUGAAUCGCUCACAAUAAGACCUAGAAUGAGCACUGAGGAAGUAAAUAGGGUCGAUAUUGAUUCACACUCACUUUAAGUGUCACCUGUUAUGUACCAGGAGACAAACAAGUUUAAAUUCUUAAUUCCAUGUAUGUUUUUUUUUCUUUUUUUUCUGCAUUUGGACUUGAAGACCGAUGACCAUGUCACUGAUUGCUUUUCAAAUAUUGAAGAGUAAGUCCAACUGCAGAUGAAUUAAACAUGCUUGACGUGCGAUGACCUGAAUGAAUGAACCAUCACAGAUGUUCUGUGCCGUCUCAUUUGAUGGUCAUCACAAACAAAGAGAAUAAAAGAUGCACAUGGUACAGCUGGCGGUUUAUUGUGCUGAUAAUGAUAGUCUCUUUUGACUUCCAUUGCUGAGAGAUGAGAAAAAUAAGAGAACAGUAAAAGUGGCGGCCACUAUUUUGAUACCUUUUUUUUUUGCAUCAAUAUCAUUUAAAAACUUAAACCCCACAGAUGAUGUUCUAAACUCUUCUUCUGUUAAAGUUUGACAUGUUACACUUGUAACAGUCCGUGCCAUCUGUAUGUAGCACUGUUUCUGUGAUUUCCAUUCAUAUACCUUCUCCCUUAAAUUGUAUUGUUUGUUUAAAACCAUCUGUAGCCAGUGGGUUUUAUGAUUUUAUUUUGCUGUUUGUGAGUAAAUAUAGCAAAUAUUGUGUUUUCACUUUGUAGUGAACCCCUGAUAUAUAAUUUUUGCACAUUUUUUUUUUUUUUUCCUUCAGUGUGUUUCAUUCUCUUUGGCAGAGGGGGGAGUUUGCUGUCACUGACGUUAUGACAACAUCAUUUGCUUUUCUGUUAAAGGUCAAAAUCUUUCCUUGGGCUUACUCAGGGAUGAGAAAUAGGUGUGAAUGUGUGUGUCGAGGAGGUUGUGUGACCUUUGAAAGGUUUGUGUACAUGUAAAGAGAUAAAUAUAUAUAUGUAUAUAUAUAUUCUUGUGUGUUAAACUGCUGUAACCAGAAGCAGUCAUUUCAUUGGCCCUGUGCUUUGGUUUCCCACAAUGUCUCUACACCAUAUGAGGCCUUCCUAACACACUCUGUCCGUCUCUGUGUAACCAUCUGUAUCGGUCUGUUUGUCCGCAUCACAAGCUGUCUGUCCGUCUGCCUGUUGUCCCUUUGACGUCACAAGCCCAGAUCCUCACACAUGCAAGAUUCUGAAAAAAGACUGAGAAAUGAUUCAUCGACCUCAUCAAAGUGGGGACCACUUUUAUAGAAACAAACGAAAACAAAAUGCACAUUUUUUUUGUCAUUUAUAGAAUAGAUAGACUUUAUAAUACUGAUUCAGCACUUUCUAAUCCCGAGGAAGAUAGGGUGAGAGGUUGGUGUCAUCGCAGUUUCUCCCCUCCAAUACGAAUUCCCUCUGUCUCGGCCCGUUCCUGGGUCCAACGGGUUGAGACGACGAGGACAGAGAGUUGAAAUGAAGUUGGAAUGGUCCUCUAUGAACCUGAGAUGACUUUACUUUUUGUUGUACUGAUGUGUGCUUGAACACCGUCGUUCAGUUUUAUUCGUUUUAUUUUCAUGUUGGUUCUAUAUUUGACCUUGCUUCAUGUACUUUGGACUUUGUACUUUUGCUUCAGUCUCCUCUGUAGCACUCUUUUAUCAUGGUUGGAGACGAGAGAAAGUGUUUUAAUGAAUGUUUUUAAGAGUUUUCGAGCGGCUCUGUGACAGCUCUCUCUCUCAUAAGAGGAGCGCCGCUGACAAUUUCCUUGUUUUUAUUUUCAUUUCUCUGGCACAAAUGACAAAAAAAGACAAAUGUUGAAUUUCGAGUUUCAGCAGUUUGAAAAAUAAAUCAAAAGAUUUUCUUUUC
Molecule: messenger RNA, 9159 nt
Organism: Cyprinus carpio (common carp)
Lineage: Eukaryota; Metazoa; Chordata; Actinopteri; Cypriniformes; Cyprinidae
Product: ataxin-1-like
Biological process (GO): negative regulation of transcription by RNA polymerase II; nervous system development
Cellular component (GO): nucleus
Molecular function (GO): protein binding; RNA binding
Source: RefSeq, a predicted model, not a curated record